Molecule: messenger RNA, 2288 nt
Organism: Talpa occidentalis (Iberian mole)
Lineage: Eukaryota; Metazoa; Chordata; Mammalia; Eulipotyphla; Talpidae
Gene: FAM43A
Product: family with sequence similarity 43 member A
Exons: 1
Coding region: 39-1316 (425 amino acids)
Source: RefSeq, a predicted model, not a curated record
UCCGCCGCCGCCCAGCUGCGCCGGGGCGCCCUCCGGAGAUGCUGCCGUGGAAGAAACACAAGUUCGAGCUGCUGGCCGAGGCGCCGCCGCGGCAGGCGUCCAAGCCCAAGGGCUACGCGGUGAGCCUGCACUACUCCGCGCUCAGUUCGCUGGCGCGGGCGUGCCCCGAAGGCGCGCUCAGCCGGGUGGGCAGCAUGUUCCGCUCCAAGCGCAAGAAGCUACACAUCACCAGCGAGGACCCCACUUACACCGUGCUCUACCUGGGAAACGCCACCACUAUCCAGGCGCGCGGUGACGGCUGCACCGACCUAGCGGUGGGCAAGAUUUGGAGCAAGAGCGAGGCGGGCCGUCAGGGCACCAAGAUGAAACUGACUGUGAGUGCGCAGGGUAUCCGCAUGGUGCACGCGGAGGAGCGCGCCCUGCGCCGCCCGGGCCACCUCUACCUACUGCAUCGCGUUACCUACUGCGUGGCGGACGCGCGGUUACCCAAGGUCUUCGCCUGGGUGUACCGGCACGAGCUGAAGCACAAGGCAGUAAUGCUGCGCUGCCACGCGGUGCUGGUGUCUAAGCCCGAGAAGGCCCAGGCCAUGGCCCUGCUGCUGUACCAGACGUCGGCCAACGCACUGGCGGAAUUUAAACGGCUCAAGCGGCGGGACGACGCGCGUCACCAGCAGCAGGAAUUGGUGGGCGCGCACACUAUCCCGCUAGUGCCGCUGCGCAAGCUGCUCCUGCACGGACCCUGCUGCUACAAGCCGCCGGUGGAGCGCAGCCGCAGCGCGCCCAAGCUCGGCUCCAUCACCGAGGACCUGCUCGGAGAACAGCAGGAGCAGGAGCUGCAGGAGGAGGGAGACGAGCACACCGAGGGCUGCCUGGAGGAGGAAGAGGAAGAAGAGGAUGGCCACGCGGGGGUGGAGGACCCGGCGGCGGCGGAGGACGCAGAGGCGCAGCGAGCGCUGGUAGUGGCCAUGCACUUCGAAUGCGGGGACUUGUUAGACACGCUGGAGAGUGGCCGCGAGGAGGCGCUGGGGGGCGGCGGGGUCUCGCUGGGACCCGGGGCUGGGCCGCCGCCUCUGCUCUUGGGCAGCGCCUCUGACAUGAAGGCCGAACUGUCGCAGCUUAUCAGCGACCUGGGCGAGCUCAGCUUUGGCAACGAUGUGCGCAGCCUGCAGGCCGACUUGCGGGUGACUCGCCUGUUGUCUGGCGAGAGCACGGGGAGCGAGAGCUCCAUCGAAGGCGGGGGCCCUGAGGCCUCCUCUACCGGGGACCGGUCGGGUCCGGCCAACAGCGCCGACCCAGAAGAACCCCCCACCGGUUGAGCUCUGAGCAACCCCCUGCGCGCCCUUGGCGCCCUACCGUGACUCCCCACUCAUCAUCUCCACAACCUCCCUCUCCGCCUCUCGAGAAAGGGAGAAUGGGACACAGGAGGCCAAAGGUUUCCCCAGCCUCUCCCCAGUCAACGCAUUUGGCUCUGCUUGAAGUGGGACUCAGGUUUCGCAUGAAGUAUGGGGAGAUGCUCGAGGGGGCGGGGAACUCAGGAGAGGGAGGUAACCCUCUUAAGUAGGCGGCAAGGGAAGGGCCCGCUGGAGUGAGUGGAGACCCGCAAGCCUGAGGUUUCCUGUUUGGGGCAGCUGGGGCCUGAGUAGGAGGGGUUAACUUCCUCCCCAAAUCCCCCUAACUAGGAGGGUCUAACAUUGUCAUUUACCUGUCAUUUAAAACAAGAAUUUGCUCUCACAAUGUUUGAGGCUUUGAUGCCACCUCCUUGUUCCCAAUUUUUUGGUGCAAGAACUUGGGUUGUUUACCUCAGAGUCAGACCCUUGAAAUUCUGCCAAAUUCCUCAAAUAACUGUUUGUGGUGGGGGAUGAAAGAAAGUUGCAUUUUGUUUACAGUUAAAGGAGUUUGCCUUUAGAAACACACCUUCCUCCUGCUCAAAAGCUCUCCUCCAUGAUACUGUGUGAAAUAUUUUUGCACUGUUGUGAAGCAUUUUUGACAUCUUUUAUUUUGUACAUUAACUGUGUUCUCAGAGCUGAAUGUUUAUAUCUUUUGCUGUGCAAAAGGGACAUGUAAUAUGUUGUUCAGUUGUAUAUACAGAAAUGUGUAUAAAACAUUUUGUUAUUUUUUAAGAGUAGCACUGCCCUGGUUCUGUUUGCACACCAAUGGGGAGAGAAUAAAGAGGACAAUUCAAUGGAACAGGUUUAGCCUCUGGAACUGCUACUGAAAGAGCUUGGUGGAGGGGGUGGGAGAGGGUGUGACCAUCCCUGGGAUGCUGUGGUAGGACAGUCUUGGGCCUU